AGAAUGUUUUGGAACCAUUUUCCAAAAUCUUGAGCUAUGGAAUUCAAAACAUCGUAUUAUCCCACAAGGUGUUAGUGGAUCUAUGUUAUUUGAAUAGCCGCGCGUUCUCAAAGGAACGUGACAAACUUCAACUGUGUAGGCAGAUGGUAUUUGAAUUGGUGCAAGCACUUAAGUUUAAAACUAAUAUUCCUGACAGCAAUCUUUUGUUGUUAGUUGGAAUAUUGCUACAGGACGCUGGUGGUGCUAUGCCACCGGGUGUAAUUGAAGACUUACCGGAAACUGCUCCGAAUUUCAGUUGUAACAUAGCGGAUUGUAUGCGACAGACGUAUUUGAAUGAUGUAAUGGAGUUUUUAGCUGAUUUCCACACACUCAGCAAGAUUAAAUUUCUUUUUACAUCACAACAGAAUUUAAAAAACGGAGGCAUCACGCUAGGCUUCAGUGAAGACACCCUAGGAGGAGUUUUGAAAGGAGCUGUUGCACAAUAUCUCGCUUUGGAAAUGUCCCGCGGUAAUUCCAGAGAUAAUAGAGCAGUGUCCAGAUAUCUACCAUGGUUAAACAAUGCGCCGUCGUCACUACAACAAGGGCCAAAAGAGUUUACGGAUUGUGUAGGCCAUAUGCGAUUAUUAUCAUGGCUUCUUAUGGGCUCAUUAACACACACUGCUUUAAUGGGUAAACGUGGAGGACACAUUGGACAUCACGGUGCGACGGUGCAAUAUCACCUUCAGCAUCCCGUAAGCACAGUAUCGCAGCCUGUCCCACAAGAAUCCAGUUGUCAUAUUGCAGAUCAUAUCCAAGUUAUAUUUGCCGGUUUUGCAGAGCAAUCCAAAACAUCCGUAUUGCAUAUGUCUUCAUUGUUCCAUGCUUUCACUCUUUGUCAGUUGUGGACCGUCUACUUGGAGCAAAUCGCGUGCGCAGCAGCGCCAUCUUCUGAAUCACACAACAUUUCGAUGGGUAUUUUGUUCGAAUUUUGGGCCAAAGUUACACCAUGCAUAUUACAGUUGGUGUCACAUUCAAAGUUUCAAUUUUCAGAGAGUGUAAGUCUUCAUUUUCUCAGCCUUCUGGAAGCAUUGAAGGAAACGCGUUCAACUGUACUGGCGAAACUGUUGCCUCUUUGGACACCUGUUCUGUCAUCAAACACACCGCUAUCCGGUACGCUACAUGUUCGUCUACAAAAUUGCCGCGACGCAGUUCCAAACGCUACCGAUCAGGAUCUACACGCCUCGGAAGCACUACUGAAAUGGCUCCAACAAUUACAGUUUAAAAUGGGCCAAAUAGAGUUGCAAUCAUCAACAGCAACGCAAUUCUAUUCUAUUUAAGAAGUGGUAGCAAUUAAAUUAAAUUUGUAGCUUGUAUUUUUAUUUGUGACGUUGUGGUAGUGAGUUCAGAUUGUUAUCAACCAUUUAAAUAAUCAAUAUAAUUUAAGCACGUACAGUUACUCCAAAAAAUAAGCAAAGGUGUAUCUCUUGGUUAUUUUUUAAAGCACCAGUUACGGCGGUAAGCUCCAAAUCGGAUUGACUUUUAAUUGGCGUUGACAGUGGCUCUGCAGCUCUUUAUUCCUAUGAUGAAAUCCAUAAGCAUGCUAAUAGAUCGAUUUCAUACAAAGUCAGGGUAACCAAAGAAGAAUACUAAGGCUAUGAACCAUUUGGCGAUUUUUUUUUUAACUUUUGGUUAAAAUUUUGCAGAUGGAAUGUUAUCGAUUAACCCUGCUAUCCGAGCAUGGUUAUUUCUGACAGACAAGAAGUUAAAUUUUGACGCUCAUGGCUCGAAAAUCGGUCGAUCGACAGCACGGGGAUUUUCGAACAUAAGAAAUUACUUUCGAAAUGUCACUUUUAACCACGAGUUAAAUUUAACUCGGCAAAUGGUUCACAGCCUAAGGCUCUGAACCAUUUGGUAGAUUUUUUUAAACUUUUGGUUAAAAUUUGACAGAUGGAAAGUUAUUGAUUAACUCUGCUAUCCGAGCGUGGUUAUUUGCCCCGAGCAACCCUUCCCACUUGUCUUGGAAUCUACCCUAUAAAUCAUCCGCAAAGCGGAACUACAGCAGGCCACGGGAGUUACUCAUUUACAUGCUAGGUUGUGGAACUACUCGACGCAGGCAAGUUCCUAAAUUUUGGACGAUUUUUUCUUCCUUCCAAGGUUGCGUGUGUAUGCGGUGCGGCCAGAGAGCAGGGGUGGGAACGAAGACAGAACUGCCACCCUCGUUUUACUUUCUUCCGCGUGCAUUGUCUUUCGAUGCGGUUGUUUGUUGAUAGGUUAGGGUCGGGGGUUAUUUGCCCAUAAAUUUGGCUUAUGCGACCGAUUCUUAUUUGUUCCAACCCAAGGCAUGAAGAAUUGAGAAUGUGUACAAGGAAGAUGUCCGUACAAUUAACUAUGUUACGGAAAUUAUAGCCAAAGUUAAACGAAAUUUCACGGCACGAUGAGCAGUUUGACAGUUGUAGGGCAGUGAAGCAGCUCUGUGUGGAAAAAUUACGCUAAUCCCACUAUUUUGGGUUGACGUUAACUAUAUGGAUCACCGAAUGUCGGUGAACUGUUUAUAUCUUCGUUCCGUGUGCUGUCAUCACCGAGGUCAUCACCCAUCGUAAAACGGUAGUGCUUUUGCACUAUUAUUGUGAGCCUAUCACCGGCAUUGACAGCAGCAGAGGAAUGAGGUGGUGGAGUUUUAUUAUUUUUUAGCAACGCCACUCCGUUACUAGGGUAGUGAUUUAUGUAGUUUUUCCCCGCAACCCACUCACAUCCAGUUAUGUUGAACAUAAGCAAACUGAAAUUCCUGAUUUUCAAACAUUAUUUAAAUGCAUAGUUAUAAAUCAAUCGCAGCAAGCGGUGAAAUCCUGAAUGCAGUUCUGUCUGACGGAACGAAAAUUCCCAUCACUCCUCCACCGCAUGCUUUGAUAAUGAAUUAGUUCCCGUCACGCGGUGUGUUGAUAAGUUGCCAACCAAAUCACAGCAAAUUCAAUACAUGCAAGAGAAAAAGUAUAACUGUUAAUAUUUAUCAAUCAACAUGGACAGUGCAGUGAUGACCCGUGACGUUUCAUCGGUUGCACACAUGUUCCUAUUACCACCGUGUAGUCAAAACAAAUAAAUCUUGGGGGAAUUUUUCAGAACGGUUCUAUCUGCGUGACAGUUUGUCACUAUUAGCUUCGCUCUAAGGUAAUUUGAUAUUUUGGUUGAGACCUAUUCUACAAGUUAAUGUAAUUUUGUGGUUCACGAUGCAUAGCUUACAUUUAAACUCUACCGUAAAGUAGGAACAGCUCAGACCGAAAGUAUCAACGACUGCAGAUAGGACCUUUUGAAAACACUGCCUUGAAAUUGGAUUAUGAAAUCGAUUGAUUGCAUAAAUUAAGAAGAAGACUCAUGCCGGAUUUCAUGCAAUUUGAUAGAGCAAUAUUACCUUAACCUCGUUGGCGAAAGCGAAGCGGGAUGGACUCCGCCACGUAUUAGUCCAUUUCGGCGCAUGUAUGGGCACAACGUAAACAAAUAAUCCAAUCCAAAAUUCCGCCCGUUCCAACAUGACUAGGUUUCCCCUUGCAUCUGACUAGGUUGGUUGCAUCAUAUUGUGCGACGGACGGACGCGUCGUCCUUAUCAGCCAGUUAUUACCAGUUGUAGGGGCCCGACACAGAAGAGUAGUGUACAGUUAACUGCUACUAAAUACUGUUGCCAACGCGCGAAAAGCACGUGCUAAUCACGAGUACUCGGGUCCAUAGGCAAUUAAAACUUGGCCUCUCGCCCGGCUUCCACUCACUUGCUAUAAAAAAUUGUUUUUUUAAGAAUCAUGAAAUCAUUGCAUUGAAUGAUAUUUUGUUAUUGU
Messenger RNA from Ochlerotatus camptorhynchus, 3803 nucleotides. Its product is annotated as protein unc-79 homolog. The transcript has 4 exons. Bases 144 to 1316 code for a protein of 390 amino acids. The record is from RefSeq and is a predicted model, not a curated record. NCBI's taxonomy places the organism in Eukaryota, Metazoa, Arthropoda, Insecta, Diptera, Culicidae. Gene Ontology annotation, molecular function: protein binding.